This is a messenger RNA of Penicillium nucicola, 738 nucleotides long. RefSeq names its product short chain oxidoreductase/dehydrogenase. The transcript is spliced from 3 exons. Lineage: Eukaryota; Fungi; Ascomycota; Eurotiomycetes; Eurotiales; Aspergillaceae. The coding region runs from base 1 to 738 and encodes 245 amino acids. The record is from RefSeq and is a predicted model, not a curated record.
AUGGCUUCUACUUCUCAUGUUUGGCUUAUCACUGGCUGCUCGGCUGGUUUUGGAAUUUCGAUCGCUCGUACAGUGCUAGCCCAUGGACAUAGGGUGAUUGCGUCCUCCCGUAAUCCUUCGAAAACUCCAGAGCUGGUAGAAGAGAUUGCGAGACUUGCACUGAAGACGGUUGAGAAAGCCCAGGCAAUUUAUGGUCGCCUCGAUGUUCUUGUCAACAACGCAGGCUUCGCGGUUUUAAGCGCACUUGAAAAUGUCGAUGAAAUUACCGUGAAAGCAGAGUUUGAAACCAACGUGUUGGUGUCAUCAAAGUCACAAAGGCUAUGCUACCAAUCAUGCGAGACUCACGCUAAGGAACUACUGUCAACAUCAGCUUCACUUGAGUUGUCAUCCUUUGGUAUCAGAGUUCUCCUUGUAGAGCCCGGCGCUUUUCGAACCAACUUUUUGGGCCACGGGGCUGUAUCCUACCAGUCGCCCAGCGAGCCUUACAUGGGAACAGCAGUCGAGAAAACCAUGCAGUAUCUACAGGCAGAGCACGGGACUCAGCCAGGUGAUCCGAGAAAGGCGGCGGAAAGGAUUUAUGAAGUCGUCAUGGGAGAAGGAAUGGCUCAUAACAGAAAGCAAUAUCUAAGGUUGGUUUUGGGCAACAAAGCUUACGACACUGCCCAGCUGAAAGUUGACCAGCUUCGCGAGAACUUCUGCGCGUUGGAGGACAUCUCGAAAAGCACAGAUUAUUCCUAG